AUGUCAUUGUUUUGGAUUGUAGUUCGUCAGCUAGCAGAAAUUGAGGCAAUGGCGGCAUCAAAGAAAGUGAUUCCUAGGGAAGUGUGGGAGAGGAAGCUUAAUAAUGUCAAGAUUAGGAAAGAAGACAUGAAUAAAUUGGUAAUGAAUUUCCUUGUCACGGAGGGUUUCGUUGAAGCUGCUGAGAAAUUCUGCAAGGAGUCUGGAACUGAGCCUGACAUCGAUCUUGCUACAAUCACUGAUCGGAUGGCUGUUAAGAAGGCAGUACAAAGUGGUAACGUUGAAGAUGCAAUUGAGAAAGUCAAUGACUUAAAUCCUGAGAUACUGGACACGAACCCCCAAUUAUUUUUCCAUCUUCAGCAGCAGCGGCUAAUAGAACUAAUCCGGAAUGGAAAAGUAGAAGAAGCUUUAGAGUUUGCACAGGAGGAGCUUGCACCAAGGGGAGAGGAAAAUCAAAGCUUUUUGGAAGAAUUGGAGAGGACUGUUGCACUGCUUGCCUUUGAAGACAUUUCAAACUGUCCUGUUGGAGAGCUUCUUGACAUAUCACAGCGUCUAAAAACAGCAAGUGAGGUGAAUGCAGCUAUACUUACAAGCCAGAGUCAUGAAAAAGACCCAAAACUUCCAAGCUUGUUGAAGAUGUUGAUAUGGGCCCAAAACCAGCUGGCCGAGAAAGCUUCUUUUCCUCGCAUAAAUGAUAUAACCACAGCUGCCUUAGAAGAUCCCGUUUAA
Vicia faba (fava bean) is the source of this 726-nucleotide messenger RNA. NCBI's taxonomy places the organism in Eukaryota, Viridiplantae, Streptophyta, Magnoliopsida, Fabales, Fabaceae. The record is from the annotation of a GenBank genome assembly.